Messenger RNA from Chrysemys picta bellii (western painted turtle), 5506 nucleotides. RefSeq names its product carnitine O-acetyltransferase (gene CRAT). Gene Ontology annotation, cellular component: peroxisome. Gene Ontology annotation, biological process: carnitine metabolic process, CoA-linked. Gene Ontology annotation, molecular function: carnitine O-acetyltransferase activity. NCBI's taxonomy places the organism in Eukaryota, Metazoa, Chordata, Testudines, Emydidae. The record is from RefSeq and is a predicted model, not a curated record.
AGGAGGGAUGUGCCCCUCACAAAGAUGGCUGCUCUGCUGUGCCCUCCCUUAACGGCUGCUGAGCCAGGGAAGGCCGUGUGUGCUUGUUACGCUGUAUCUGGGCUGCUGCUGCUGAAGUUACACUGUAGCUGACUGUCCCUGUAUCUUGCAAGAUCAAGGCCGGCGCUGCUGUGUUUACAGGACUUUGCUCACUCAGGACAGUGGCUGGUAGCCAGGGUGGUGCAUGCACGGGGCUAUGCUGGCCUUCAUAGCAAGGAGCAUGAAUAGUGCAGUCAGAUGACAAAGGUUGCUAAGUGUGUGACUCCCUGUGUAUACCAUAGAACAGGGUAAGAUUAGAGAGGAAGUCUGAGGCAGAGGGAGUGAGAGUUGUACAGAGUUUUCCUCAUUCCACCCAUGGAGAGGAAGCAGCAGCAGUCAGAGAAGGCAAAGCCAUCUGGCUGGCUGAAGCCGGUGGCCUUGGGGAAGCUCCCAGGCAGAUACUUAGCCCACCAGGAGGGACUGCCGCAUCUGCCGGUGCCGCCCCUUCAGCAGACCCUGGAUCGCUACCUGUUGGCUCUGCAGCCCAUCAUCAGCGAGGAGGAAUGGACCCACACCAAGGGGCUGGUGGAUGAGUUCCGGAAACCAGGCGGCGUUGGGGAAAGGCUGCAGAAGGGUCUGGAGAGGAGAGCCAGGAAAACUGAGAACUGGCUCUCCGACUGGUGGCUGAAGACGGCUUACCUUGAAUACCGCCUGCCGGUUGUGGUUCACUCCAGCCCCGGUGUGGUUUUACCUAAACAGGAUUUUCUGGAUCAGCAAGGCCAGCUCAGGUUUGCUGCCAAGCUGAUCGAGGGCAUCCUGGAUUUCAAGACCAUGAUUGACAAUGAGACCCUGCCAGUGGAAUACCUGGGUGGGAAACCUCUUUGCAUGAACCAGUACUACCAGAUCCUCUCGUCCUGUCGCAUCCCAGGCCAGAAGCAUGACUCCGUUGUGAACUACGCCAAAGGAAAAAAGCCGCCCUCGCACAUCACUGUGGUUCACAACUUCCAGUUCUUUGAGCUGGAUGUUUACAGCAGCGAUGGGAGCCCCCUCACCACCGAUCAGAUCUUCAUCCAGCUGGAGAAGAUCUGGAACACCUCCCUCCAAACAAACAAGGAGCCAAUUGGGAUCCUCACCACCAACCACCGAAACAGCUGGGCCAAGGCCUACAACCACCUCAUCAAAGACAAAACCAACAAGGAGUCAGUGCGUUCAAUCGAGAAGAGCAUUUUCACCGUCUGCCUGGAUUCACCCAUUCCUCGGGUGUCUGACGACAUCUACAAGAGCCGGGUGGCAGCUCAGAUGCUGCACGGUGGAGGCAGUCGCUGGAACAGUGGGAACCGAUGGUUUGACAAAACCCUUCAGUUUAUCGUUGCUGAGGACGGCUCCUGUGGCCUGGUGUAUGAGCACGCUCCCUCGGAGGGCCCGCCCAUCGUUGCCCUUCUGGAUCACAUCGUGGAGUACACGAAGAAACCACAGCUGGUGAGAUCACCCAUGAUUCCUCUGCCAAUGCCCAAGAAGCUGCGGUUUAACAUCACCCCAGAAAUCAAGAAUGACAUAGAGAAGGCGAAGCAGAACCUUAACAUAAUGGUGCAAGAUCUGGACAUCAAGGUGAUGGUCUUUCACCACUUUGGGAAAAACUUCCCCAAGUUGGAGAAGAUAAGUCCAGAUGCGUUUAUUCAGAUGGCCCUGCAGCUGGCUUAUUAUAGGAUGUAUGGCCAGGUCUGUGCUACAUAUGAGAGUGCCUCACUGAGGAUGUUCCGCCUGGGUCGGACAGACACCAUCCGCUCUGCCUCCGUGGACUCUCUGAAGUUUGUGCAGGCAAUGGACAACCCUAGCAAGCAGAACCAGGAGAAGGUGGAACUGCUGAGGAGAGCUACGCAGGCACACAGAGCUUACACAGAUAUGGCAAUAAAGGGGAAUGCAAUAGACCGUCAUCUGCUAGGCAUGAAGCUUCAAGCCAUUGAGGAUCUAGUGAGCAUGCCGGAACUGUUCAUGGAUACAGCCUAUGCCGUUGCCAUGCACUUCAACCUCUCAACCAGCCAGGUCCCAGCAAAGACAGAUUGUGUGAUGUGCUUUGGUCCAGUGGUUCCAGAUGGCUAUGGAGUCUGCUAUAACCCCAUGGAUGACCACAUCAACUUUGCAAUGUCGGCGUACAACAGCUGUGCUGAAACCAAUGCAGCCCGCCUAGCACAUUACCUGGAGAAGGCGCUACUGGACAUGCGUCUCCUGCUCCAAUCCACUCCCAAAUCAAAAUUGUAAGAAAUGAACCUGCUUCACAGCUCCUAAGCUUUAGGAGCUGUCCCAUGUGCACAAGAAGCUCCCAGCUCUCCAAAAACUGGGCAGCAGGAGAUGGGCUCAUGGCACACAUCUCUCUGCAGAGAAGUUAUGGAGUGGUAAUCUCCAGCUAUCAGACUACAAGGUGAAAGGAAGCAUUGCCUUAUUCCAAGCUAGAACUGACAGAGAUCCUUCCCACAAUGUGCAAAGUGCACCUUUCUUCCCUUGAAGGGAUACUGGAGCGACAUCUUUUUAUUGAAUUUACAGUGGAAAGAACAUAGAAAGCACAUUCUUCACCCCAUCCUUCACUCUUCAUCCACUAGGGGGAGUAUUCUCCUGGCUGAGUAGGUCUGAGGCCACUUGGAUCUUUCUGCUGGCUCAGGCUUUUGAGGGGUUGGGAAUAUCUCUUUUGGGCCAUGCUAUGCCUCCCAAAGUGGUGUCAUUAGUGCCAUUGAACUUUGGGGUGGGGGGAUAAAUGCCGUAAAUCGGAGGAAAUCCAGUACUGUUAGGAUGUAUUGUGCUGCUUUUCUAGAAAUGUUUUCCUAACAUAACCUUGCUAGGGGACUGGUCUUUGUGUGCUUUCCACAGCUAGGAAUGUUCCCUUCCCCAUCCUUCUAACACCUGGGUCUUCCCUUUUCCUGCACUUUCUGCACCAACUGUGAAACACCAUUGCUACAAUUGGACUCACUUCCCCUCCUCUGGCCUUUUUUGUGUGUUUUAAGCAUAAAGUGAUGGAUUGCUGGUGGGUCUCCAUCUCAGAGCUUCAGGCUCUUCAAGUUGAGCCUCUUUGGCUUUCUUGUGUUGCUUCUACUAAACACAUGCAUUUUAAUUGAUUUUUUUUUAAUUGUGCAGGCUCUGCUGGCCUUGACUUUAUGCACUUAUAUAUUCUGUAGUAGGGAGGGAUGAUCUAGACCUUGAUGUUGUUUGCAGAACCUGUCCUCUUCAUUCUGCCCCUUCUCUUUCAAAUGGGAAAAAGAUGGGAACCAUGUUGACCUUGGUUACUUUCAAACUGAAAUAUCAUGCACUGCUUUCUAUGCUGCCUUUAUUUUAGUCUAAGGAGAUGCUGCAUAAGUAACUUAAUGAGCCCUUCUAAUCAAGUUUCCAAAAAUGUCUCCAGACUGCAUAGGUGGUGAUGUAUGUUGGAAUUGAAGAAAAAAAGGCUGCAGCAUGACACUUCUCCCUUGCUGUAUGUUAUCUACUCCUACCAAGCUUGUGGUUCCUCUAAAAUAAGGGAGGUAGUGAAGAAAGCACAGGAGUCUACUCUAGGAUGUAUAGACUAUGUCUGUUCAUUGCCCCCAACAACCGCCUUUUCCAUAGGAAUCCGACAGCGCUUCUUCAGCAGAACCUGGUUUCUUCUUGCCUUAAUGUUAUUUAUACCCAUGGUGAUUUAUAAUUUCCCUCUUUCGUGGAAUAUAGUCACGUCUGUGUUGGUUUGAUUGAACCUUUAGAAAGGAAGGAAUUAUAUAUUUAUAAAUGUGCAAUUUAAAAAAUAUUAUGACACAAUAAGAAAGGAAUAUAAAACCGCCAAUAUCUUUCCUAGGGCAGCAUGUGAAACCAUAGACCUACUGCCAUUAGAGAAGGUGGUGCAUUGUCUGCCCCCACCGAUGCUAUUCCUGCAGUGAGAUAAUGGUAGUUCUGCAAGCCCAGACGUGGGGGUGCUGAACCAAGGAAUAGCUUGAGUUUGUAGUCUGUUUUAUCACAUGAACACUUGUCCAUAUCACAAAGCCACCCAACCAGUAGGGUCAUUGCUGCUCUUCUGGUGUUGGGCCUCGAGAGCAUUCCCAAUCAAGGUGCCUUGGUAGAGGGGUGUGACCAAUUUGAAGUACGUUCAUCCUACUAUUAUUGAAAACCUCUCUUUUAUGAGCACUUACUCACCCCAUCUCACUUUUUAAUUGAUGCAAACCUGCUCUCAGUUGUUUUAAAUUCAAAUUCCACCCUGCAACUAAAUGAGGGGAAAGCUUUACUGAAACUCACCUUACAGCUAACGAUUGUACAAACCUCCAUUAAAAAAAUUUAAGUUUAAAAAAUAUUAUAAAUGGAAUGAGAUGGUUAGAAAGCAACGGGAGCAUGUAACGCAAAGCUCUGAGCACAAACACACCUGCUCUAGCUAUCUAAUUCUUCCACAAUGAACGAGACUGAAAGUUACAAGGCCACCCAAAAUCUUAAUCUGUAUUAAUAUUUAUUAUAUGUAAUGAGUACUUACAUAACCAUUUAAGAGACUGCAACCUUCUGGAAUGAAUUGGAAUGGGCAAGGUCUUGCUGGGAUUAAAAAAAAAACCACUACUUUUUAUGGAGGCUUUUAUUCUGGAAGAGAUUCCUUUAGUCAGAGACAAAGUAAACUUUUUUUUCCCUCCCUGUGUAUAAUGAAUCAAUAUAGUGCCUGCUGAUAACUGAUGUUACCCUACUGUGGUCUGUGGCCAGGGGGCCAAAGACCAAGUGCCUUCAACCACGAUAUUGCUACAUAUUGGCAUGUCUUAUUAUUACAAGGUAAUUUCAGAAACUAAGAACUCUCUCAUCCCCCCCUUCAAUAAGAGAGAAGUAAUCACUCAAAGGCAAGUGCCUACUGAAAAGGAUGAGAUGGAAGUGCACUCUGCUAUUAAUGGAAAACACAGGGGAUGGGUCUGAUUUUAAUCUUAAGUCAGAUAUAAGGCUGGAGAUCCCAUUGGCUUGCAGUGGCAUUUCUCCAGCUGUGGCACUGAGGUCUUUAUGUGCCAUGCAUAGGGAAACACAAAAGAUUCUUAUCCGGCUUGUGCAUUCUCUCUUCAGGAUUAACAGGGGAGCUGCUUUAUUACAACUGUUUACAGGGUUUUCUCUUUUAAAAAAGUGUUUUUUCUCUUGCUGUUGCCAAUUUCAAGCUGUGGCGACGUCCCUCCGACUCAUCAUUUCUUGACUUAUUUUUCAGUGACCAGUUAUUUUGAAUGCCGGGUUUGUUUACCCUUUAUUAGCUGGUCACUUGCCCAAGAAGUGUCCAUGAUCUUCAAAGCUAUGUAAAACUUAUGAAGAAACUACUGAUUUACUGAAUAAUUCGGGAAAUAUGUAGAUUUAUAAUGUACAACUAAACUCUUGGAUUGGAGGUGUGGUUGAUGGCACAGCCAGUGACUUUGCAUGCUCUGCCAGUUAAAUGCAUUAAAUGUUUUUUUGGCAAUGUAAUCAGUGUCCUGCAAGGAUUGAUGAUGUUCUUCCAACAUAAAUAAUAAAAGUAUAAAUGUUGCGA